Lasiosphaeria miniovina is the source of this 1089-nucleotide messenger RNA. RefSeq lists its product as uncharacterized. The transcript has a single exon. Gene Ontology annotation, biological process: heme oxidation. The record is from RefSeq and is a predicted model, not a curated record. The annotation marks the transcript as partial. NCBI's taxonomy places the organism in Eukaryota, Fungi, Ascomycota, Sordariomycetes, Sordariales, Lasiosphaeriaceae. Gene Ontology annotation, molecular function: heme oxygenase (decyclizing) activity.
AUGGCUUCCCCAGGAACGGAGGAUACAGCCAGACUCGAACAGAGCCCGCACCUGGGCGACAGAAUCAACAUUGCCACAAGAUCAGCCCAUACAAAGCUUAACAAGCUCCUUCUCUUACGCCUGCCGUUGGCGGUGCCGCCUCAGGCUCAAAACCCCUCGGCCUACGUGUCGGGACUGAUCCACGUCGCCCCCGUCUACCUUGCCUUCGAGUCUCUGUGGCAGGUCUUACUACUUUCGCAUGACGCAAAGGCCGCAAGAGAGAAGGAAGGCAGGAUAUGCGGGCUCGAGGGCUACCAGUCAGACAAGUCUCCUGUCGAACCCCAGAGCAUGCCGCCGCUCCACUUCAUCGAGAGCGGCGAAAACGUUCUGGUCAACCGUCAAGCGGCAUCCGGCCGUGUCCACUCUAUCCUGGACCGUAUCUUCCUGCCGGGGCUUGCCCGCUCAUCCAGCCUGCUGCUCGACAUCCGCUCCAUCACUGGCUGGCCCAAGCACGUCUUGGAUGAGCAGGUGAAGGCCGUGUCCUCCUCAGGCAGGCUCGGCGAGUUUAUUGCCCACAUCAAGCGCUCGGUUGGGAAGAACCCCCAUGUCUUAUUGGCAUAUGCCUGGGUCCUCUACAUGGCGCUGUUCUCUGGCGGGCAAUAUAUCAAGGCCACACUCGAGGCAGCGGGCCAUGAGUUCUGGAGCAAGACGUCGGACCCCGUGCAGCCAUCCAACAAGGCCUGCGAAGAGCCCAUCCCCGUGCCGAACAGGGCUCUGCCCGACCACAAGACAACGAGCAGCUGUGUGUUCGGUUCGCUCGAGUUCUUCCGCUUCGCCACGCCGCAGGAAGGAGAAGACCUGAAGACGGAGUUCAAGAAACGCCUUCUCGAGUCAGAGGCACUCCUGACGUCCGGCGAGCGGGACGACAUCGUGCAGGAGGCCAUCUGCAUUUUCGAGAACAUGAACCUGCUGGUCGCGCAACUAGACCGAGUCGUCGAGAACAGACCGACGACACCCUCCACAAAUUCCCUCGACGGCUGGGCGAGUUUCCUGACGGUACCCCUGCUGGGCGGACGGCUGCGGGACAGCGUCGCCCUCACAAAAGAGCGC